CUGCAGCCUGGUGGUUCCACCCGAUGCUUGGAUACGCUGGCCGAGGUCUCCAUCACAGAUUGGCUGGCCAUUGCUGGGGCUUAAGCGCUGGCUUGGCAGAACCCCCGCCCACGCCAUCAGCUCAGCGUUGUGUCAAGCGAUGAGUGUCCCUCUGGACCUCCACCUAUAAGUCUCGUUGUCCAUAUUUCCAGGGGGAUUAGAGGCCUCAGCCACUAAUGCCCGCCGCGUUCAGUUGCACGGUUGAUAAUCUCGCCGCUGCAUUGAAAAGAGUCUGGAAUGUAAUCACCCACCUUCAGAAGCCGACAGUCGAUCUCGACGAGGUCAAGCGUAUCAGUGCUCAUUUAUGGACACUAGAAGAGAGAUUUGGUAGCGAUCCAGCAGGCUUGGCGUAUGAAGCCUCCCAUCUUGAAGCCUCCAUCAAAGCACUGCUCUCUAGUAUCCACAGAGACCUGGGAUAUAAUAUACCACCGAGCCCUGGGCCCACCGCCGAGGGCGUGGAGAAGCUUAAGCAGGGGUUCCAGGAGUUGGAGAAGCAGCUUCAGGCUUACGAUAAUCUCCUGCAAUUGCACAACGGGCAACAUGCGACGCUACAAACCCCCUCAGAUUCAAAUGCACAAGUGACAGCGCAAAACUUUGAAAUAGAAGGAUUGACUAAUGGGACACCACUCUCGACCUACCUUCGAGCUGUUAUAACGGGGAUUGAAGAGCAAGGCCCUAAAUGGCCCGGUCGCUCGAUGGCUGCUCACCAUGAGAGAACGGGUCGUCGCAGCAAAUCUGUAGGGUACCUGGCUCCGCGUCCCCGACGUCCCCGACCCCCGCGUUCAUUAUUCUUCGAAAUCCACACGUCAUAUUAUAACUCCACCACGAAACCACUACCUCCUGAUCAACCUCCAUUUCCAUCUCCGCCAAGUAGCCACUCAUAUUCUUGUGCUACCACUGUCCCGCCUCGCCCAAUCGCCGCUAAAAGGAAGAUAAAGGAAUCUUUUACCGACGAACCCGUGCAAUCUUUUAUAGGCAUUAUAGGCUAUGAAUAUGACGAAGAUCCGCUACGGAUCGAUCCGUGUUCCGUGGGUGCAUCUGUAAACGCUAUUGGAUGCUGGGCGGAGAUCCCGCAGGACAUCCAUGACGAAGCAAUAUCAGCCGCGGAAAGGCCCCACAAAAUAUCGCGGUGUUGUACGAUCGGGUGCGCACCUUGGUCAGUUGUUUGGCAACAGAGAGCGGACCGAAACACUCUCGAAGAUUAUUUCAUGCACGAAGGGUUCCCUACUUGGUCAACUUUCUCGAUCCCUAGUUCGAAUGGCGAGAAUUCUGCGAACAGUUUCACAUUAGAGGAUUUGGAGAAGGAGGCAAUUGAUAAGGCAUUUCGAAAACCGGGCUCUCAACUCCGGCGAUCUGUGUUGCCCACUGAGCAGGCCACCGUUCCGGAACAAGGCUCCGCAGGAGUCAAUGAGGACGCUACCCUCGGCGCUGGUACACAGCCGGGAAGUCUCUGCAUCUCAGGGCCUGGCGACAUCAGUCUGGAAGGAACAACCCUAGGAGAGAUGCACAACGCACGAACCACGUCUGAACGAGGUACCCCUUUGGCUGCGGCGAAAAGAGAAACCGACUCCUUGUCUAUGGUCUCAAAUGAAGAAGACAUCGCUUCACAAGCUACGAGGCAGAGAACAGGGCAAGAAAUUCUCGCCGUCAGGGAAUUCGGUUCGUUUUUCGCCGGGCUAGAAGAGUUACGACCGUUGCAUGAGGACGCAGUGGCAAAGCUCGGGACUAGGCGUUUUCUUGAGAAUUAUCGUAGGAUUCUCAAAGUGUUCGUUCUACAACUAAGAAAAGAAGCGAAAACUGCCCUGGAGAAGGACACUGUCAAGGUCAUUGAGAACCGAGAGAAUCGCCGGAACAUUGCGCAACGAGUCGUGGCCCUAAUGGAACAAGAGGACGAAGAUGACAUGAAGCCCCUAGAAGAGCUCGCUUUUCAGCCGAUUAUGAAACGAUCGCUUGAAGAUUGGGCGAGGAACACGUACGGUGCACCAGAUGACACAUUUGACGCAUUGCCCGAUGUUGUAUCCACGCAUGCAGCGCCGGAUCCCACACUGGAUGCCGUGUCAAAUGUUCCACAAGAUUCGAUACCACGUAGGCUACGAGGUAUCCGGUCAGAUGUUUCUCCAAAAGUUGUGCGAGACAUCGCACUGGGAGAAGCCGCGUGUUCCGACCGUGAGAGUGAAGAGGAAGGUGGUGACGGUGACAAUGGCAACAACGAGAGCCAGCGAAAAGAUCAUCUACGGGCAUUGACGUUUCCCACCAUCGAGAAAGCUUGCCAGUUUCUCCGCAAGAACAUGCCCUUCCGGACAUUAGUCCUCCAACUCCGACUCUUAUCCCUACCGUUAUCCUUGAGAGAAAUAGUCGAAACUUCUCCAAAACGGUCAAUCAAGAUCUCGGCAAAGGACGAUGCGUCUUUCACGAACAGCCUCAAGGCCAUCGCCGAGGCGUACACCGCAACUCCAUGGGAAUGGUGGCCACUGGCACCCCGGAUUCCAGACGUAGCGCCGGGCCGAGCUCGCCUUGAGUGGCAAUUCUGCGGCCAGCCCCUGUACAAGGAGAUAUCCUCGGCAGAAGCAGAAUCGAUAAGACAGGUCCUUGAUAUAACCGACGAUUAUCCACCAGACUGUAACUGCUGCAAAGUGCCGUCGUGUCGGGUGGAUUGGUCCACUGCAUUCCGGCUGCUAUCCCAAGCAUUCACAAGUAAACUUCCGGCGAAGCUGGCGAAUCCUUCGUCAACAGGGGUUACUCCGCCUUCCAAAGCUCACUUGCGUUACACUCCCGCCCCUACCACGGGCACUAGCUCUUCGCUCAGCGUACCACAGAGCACGCCAUCCGCACCUCCGAAUCAUUCUAUGAGUGGUAACGCCGGCCCUCAGAACCAACCCGGUGGUAAUGCAAAUAAUGCACCAGUGGAUUACUUUUGGAUUGUCUUCGGUAUUAAGGAUAUAGAUGGCUUCGACGAGAUUGAGAACAUCGAGACUACUACGCAGCUGAAAGAUCCGUCAUUCUUCGAGGACUUAAAGUCAAGACACAAACGGCAUCGAUGGUUCUUCCAAGACUGGUUUUCACCUUACCGCUUUCGGUUCUGCAGGUUUGUCCAGUUUGAGGAAGUUAUCCAAGCGCACAUUUCAUGCACUCGGGAAGCCCUCCCGGACGACCAUGGUUAUACGGACGAUUACGAAUACCAUCCGCGGCCUCCCACUGUAAUUCCCCCUAUCGACGAAAAGACCUUCUCGAUCCUUCUCACCGCAUGCGACAGCAUCUGCUACUGGUCUUUACUCCCGCGCUUUCUCCACAAAUGCCGACAAAUCUGCACCCAUCAUGCCAAACAGCAUUGGAAGCGGAUACCUCGGAAGAAGGGCGCAUUCCACAUCAGCGCGGGGCCACUCACUCCCAACCCUAGUGCUACCGAAACGGUAGCUUUUGGAAUCGAAGCGGAUUACUUACCAUCCGCCGCUUUCUUCUUCGUCUAUCACGUCAUUCUCAUUCUGCCCGCGUUCGGGUUCUGGGUCUAUUGGCUGAAAUAUCAUCCGAAUGACCUGCAAAAUGCGUCAGUGCCACUGUUCACAGUGCUCGGGCUCGUUGCAGCCUUCUGGGCGCUGGUUGGAAAACGGGCGAGCCAUUCGUGAAGAAGUCGCAACCCACGACCUUCGGAGAGCUUCUGCAUUUCCCUUUUGCUAUGGCCGGCGUACUCCCUCAGGUAUCCGGUUUAGGCAGAGCCUAGAGGUGGAUGACGACCCGCCAAUUGAACAUUCGCUGCUCUGCACCGAACUGCUAACCCAAUAGGUUUCCACCGCGAAAAUUAGGAUUCUUCCCACCAGACGGAAGCUCUAGCCCUCAUUGGAUGCUUCGUUUACCUGCCUAGGUAACAUGUUGAAGUAAGCAUGCGACAAGCGUCGAGUUAGCGUUGACUAUAUUUCCGU
This is a messenger RNA of Trematosphaeria pertusa, 3956 nucleotides long. RefSeq lists its product as uncharacterized. The record is from RefSeq and is a predicted model, not a curated record. Lineage: Eukaryota; Fungi; Ascomycota; Dothideomycetes; Pleosporales; Trematosphaeriaceae. Bases 216 to 3662 code for a protein of 1148 amino acids. The transcript is spliced from 5 exons.